This is a messenger RNA of Sclerotinia sclerotiorum 1980 UF-70, 627 nucleotides long. RefSeq lists its product as hypothetical. The record is from RefSeq and is a predicted model, not a curated record. The transcript has 5 exons. NCBI's taxonomy places the organism in Eukaryota, Fungi, Ascomycota, Leotiomycetes, Helotiales, Sclerotiniaceae. Gene Ontology annotation, molecular function: ADP-ribose diphosphatase activity. Bases 1 to 627 code for a protein of 208 amino acids. Gene Ontology annotation, biological process: nucleoside phosphate metabolic process; ribose phosphate metabolic process. Gene Ontology annotation, cellular component: nucleus; cytosol.
AUGUCAAUUGACUCUGCCAAAGUCUUGAAAACAGAGCCAUUGCAGGAUCCUGCGAAUGCGAAAUGGACAAAACUCAUCUUAUCAACAUACCGCGAUCCUCGGGGAAAAGUCCGCGAUUGGGAACAUGCGGAACGCGCUACUAGGCCAAAGUCUUCUGAGGUCGAUGGUGUAGGGAUUGUUGCUAUAAUACAGAAAGAAUCUGGCCCAGAAUUAGUAUUACAGAAGCAAUACCGACCCCCAUUAGAUAAAGUCGUGAUUGAAGUACCAGCCGGACUUGUCGAUGAUGGUGAAACUGCAGAGGAAGCAGCGAUAAGGGAAUUGAAAGAAGAGACAGGUUAUAUUGGAGUCUUGAGCGAGAGUUCACCCAUAAUGUUUAAUGAUCCUGGGUUUUGCAAUACUAAUUUAAAAAUGGUUCAUGUCACAAUCGAUAUGGCCGAUCAAAAGAACCAAAACCCAGUCCCCGAGCUCGAAGAAAAUGAAUUCAUAGAAGUCUUCACAUUACCACUGAAAGAUUUAUGGAAAGCAUGUAAGGAUUGGGAGGAAGAAGGAUAUGCGAUAGAUGCUAGAGUGGGAACUUUAGCUGAGGGCAUUGAAGUUGCUAGAACGUUAAAUUUAUUUCCAAAAUGA